AUGAGAGCCACACCGUCCUCGCCUAAGCAGCCGAGUGACGACGGGAGGGAGGGAGGGAGAGAGGAAGGAAACGGGUGCGCGAGCCAGCCCCACGCAGAGCCGAGCCGACGAAAGCGAGAGGGACCGACCCCGGCCCCACCCGGUGGGUGCCGAGGGGCCGGGCGCUUCCUGCACCUGCUGCCACCUCUGGGCGGGCAGAGCGGGGAACGGAGCUACGGCCGCCGGGAAGGGACGCUGGGCAGCGGCCCAGAGCGGCCGGCGGGGCGCGGGCCGGACCACGGCCGAGGGGCGCCGGCCGGGGUUGGGGGCAGCCUCGCAGCACUCUGGGCGGUGGGGGGGGGGUUGCGACGCGAGUCUGCCCCGCGGGCCACGCGCGCGGAGGGGCCGCCGCCGGCACUCACCUGCCCGCUUGCCCCUUCGCGCAGCGGCGGCGGCGCCACACUCCGCCGGGACCCACAGUCCACCUCAACCAAGCCCCAGGCGGUGGCGGCGGCGGUUGCGGCCGGACAGGCGGGGGCGGGACCGCUGCCUGAGACGGCCCCGCCGCCGCGGCCCAACCCGGUUCCGCCCGCCCCAGGCCCCGCCCCCGAGCCACCGCCGCCGCCGCCCAUUGGCCCGCGGUUCAGUCGCAUGGGCGCGGCACCGCCCCACCGCCCCCCGACCGUUCCGCUCGGGUUCCUGCCCAGCCAUUGGGCCGGCGGGCUCCGGGGCCAGAGCGGCCUGCUCGGCCCCCGCCAGAUCGAAGUUAGCGGGCGACAGCGGGGCCGCGAGACGCGUUCCGGGAGAGGGUCUGAGGCGCAGGAGCGGGUCAGGGAGGCCGGCGCGGACCGUAGAGCAGGUUGCGACGCUCCAAUGAAGGGCGGUUAG
Molecule: messenger RNA, 867 nt
Organism: Globicephala melas (long-finned pilot whale)
Lineage: Eukaryota; Metazoa; Chordata; Mammalia; Artiodactyla; Delphinidae
Source: RefSeq, a predicted model, not a curated record